UUCCUUUGCCCAUGGGGAAUGCAAUAUAUACCAACUUGUAAUGCCAGAAACUGAGCUGCUACCCAAAUCUGUCGCUCCCCUCUGUUUCCAUCUGCAGCCACAAGAAUUUGAAAGCCAAGAUGUCGGAGAAAAAGAUGUCUUCAAGUCGCAAGCAUCAGCUGAAGAGUUUGAUGCUGUCCAUCGCCAAAGGUUUACUAGAGGAGGAAGAGAAGGAGAGGGAGCAGGAGAAGAGGAGAUACAUGGCUGAGAGCUGCCCUCCUCCAUCGAUGCCCAGGAGCAUGCAGGAGCUGCAGGAGCUGUGCAGGGAGAUUCACCACAAAAUUGACGCGAUCGAUGAGGAGCGAUAUGACCUGGAGAUGAAAGUCAACAAAGCCGACAAGGAGAUCGAUGACCUGAAGAUCAAAGUUCAGGACCUGAUGGGGAAAUUCAAGAAACCUGUCCUGAAGAAAGUGCGUAUGUCCGCUGAUGCCAUGCUCAAAGCUCUGUUGGGCUCCAAACACACAGUAAAUCUGGACCUGAGGGCCAACCUGAAACAGGUCAAGAAGGAGGUGAAAGAAGAGGAUAAGGAACUCCGUGACGUCGGUGACUGGCGCAAAAACAUUGAAGACAAAUCUGGCAUGGAUGGAAGGAAGAAGAUGUUUGAGGCUGAGGCUUGAACAAGCACCAACAACAUUUUUUAAGUGUCUGUCAUUGACUAGAUUUUACUGGUUUCACUACUGUUUAGAUUGCAGAGAUUCAUUUUUGAACCACCUUGUAAGCUAAACUAUGAGUGAAUAAAUUAGCAGCGUCUGCUGAA
Amphiprion ocellaris (clown anemonefish) is the source of this 796-nucleotide messenger RNA. Its product is annotated as troponin I, fast skeletal muscle-like. Lineage: Eukaryota; Metazoa; Chordata; Actinopteri; Pomacentridae. The transcript is spliced from 7 exons. Gene Ontology annotation, biological process: muscle contraction. The record is from RefSeq and is a predicted model, not a curated record. Gene Ontology annotation, cellular component: troponin complex. The coding region runs from base 120 to 656 and encodes 178 amino acids.